Molecule: messenger RNA, 675 nt
Organism: Pelagomonas calceolata
Lineage: Eukaryota; Pelagophyceae; Pelagomonadales; Pelagomonadaceae
Source: the annotation of a GenBank genome assembly
AUGCAAAUUUUCGUCAGAGGACUCGGGUGGAACACAUACACCAUCGACAUCGAGCCGGAGGAUACGGUUCUGACGCUCAAGCAUCGCGUGCAAGACCGGACGGGCAUCCGGUCCACGCUGCAGCGACUCAUCUUCGCGGGCAAGCAGCUCGAGGAUAAGGGGCCCGAAUCUUUGCCGCACAGCUCGAGGAGAAGGAAUAAUACUUUGGCAGACUAUAAGAUCCGGAGAGAAGCUACCGUUACUCUCCAUAUGCGAAUGUGUCCCGAAGUUCACGUAGAGUGGGGUGUCUACGGAUCGAUGAAAAUCGGUUUCGAACCACACCUCUCCUACUAUCGCGAGAAAGUGGCACGGGCCUGCGGCAUCCCGUCCCGGCACCUACGCCUCUGCUGCAAGAUGCGCCUCUUCUCCGACACGCAGGAGGAGGGCCUCCUCGCCAUCCCGUGGGACUGGACGUCCCGCCCGGCCUGGAGACGUGCGCACUUCGGUUUGCAUGGAUAUUUUCUUACUCUCAUGUUGCACGCCGUCGACGCGCGCCUCGGCGAGCCGCCGCGAGCCGCCAGAACGCCCGCACCAAACCCGGACACCGUCGCCGCGCGCAUUCGCAAGCGUCGCAAAACGCCAGCACCGGACCCGAACAGUGUCGCCGCGCGCGUCCGCAAGCGCCGCCGGUCGUAA